AUGGCCAAAUUGCAAGAUAUCAAGUCGAUGGAUAUUGACCUGGGAAACAUACCUUUAGAGGAUGUGUUUAAACAUCUAAACAGUUCGAGGGAGGGAUUAACAUCAGGAGAGGCCAAAGCCAGGCUCGAGGCUUUUGGGCCAAACAAGCUAGAAGAGAAGACGAAAAGCAAGCUUUUGUUAUUCUUAGGGUUUAUGUGGAAUCCUCUCUCAUGGGUUAUGGAGAUUGCUGCUAUCAUGGCCCUCAUUUUGGCCAACGGAGAUGGCAAAUCACCAGAUUGGAAAGAUUUUGUCGGAAUCAUGUCGUUGUUGAUCAUCAACUCCACCAUUAGUUUCAUCGAAGAGAACAAUGCAGGCAAUGCUGCUGCUGCUCUCAUGGCAGGUCUUGCACCCAAGACUAAGGUAUUGAGAGAUGGGAAAUGGAGUGAGCAGGAAGCUGUCAUUCUUGUCCCGGGAGACAUAAUUAGCAUCAAGUUAGGAGACAUUAUCCCAGCUGAUGCACGUCUCCUUGAAGGCGAUCCUUUAAAGAUUGAUCAGUCUGCACUCACCGGUGAGUCAUUGCCUGUCACUAAGAAGCCCGGGAGUGAAGUGUUUUCAGGAUCAUCCUGCAAGCAAGGUGAGAUUGAGGCUAUUGUCAUUUUCACCGGAAUCGAGACUUUCUUUGGUAAGGCAGCACACCUUGUUGACAGCACUCAGAACAUCGGCCACUUCCAAAAGGUGCUUACCGCCAUCGGUAACUUCUGCAUCUGUUCCAUCGCCAUUGGGCUCGUCAUCGAGAUUGUAGUCAUGUACGCAAUUCAACAUAGGAAGUACAGGAGUGGAAUUGAGAAUAUGUUGGUCCUUCUCAUUGGAGGCAUUCCGAUUGCCCUGCCAACAGUGUUGUCGGUAACCAUGGCCAUCGGUUCCCACAGAUUGUCGCAGCAGGGUGCUAUCACGAAGAGGAUGACAGCCAUUGAAGAAAUGGCCGGGAUGGAUGUUCUCUGCUGCGACAAAACCGGGACCCUCACUCUAAACAAGCUUACUGUUGACAAAAAUUUAAUUGAGGCAUUUUCAACAGACGCGGACAAAGAUCAUGUGAUCCUCCAGGGAGCUAGAGCAUCCAGGAUAGAGAAUCAGGAUGCUAUUGAUGCUUGCAUUGUGGGAAUGUUGGCUGAUCCCAAAGAGGCAAGAGUCGGGAUUACUGAAGUGCAUUUCCUCGCGUUUAAUCCCGUCGAGAAGCGUACUGCUAUUACGUAUAUUGACAAUAAGGGAGACUGGCACAGAGUGAGCAAAGGUGCUCCUGAGCAGAUCAUUGAGCUUUGUAACCUCAAGGAUGAUGUAAAGAAAAAAUCCCUCUCCAUCAUCGACAAGUUUGCUGAUCGUGGACUUCGUUCCUUGGCAGUUGCUGAACAGACUGUACCUGAGAAGACGAAGGAGGGUGCUGGUAGCCCGUGGGUGUUUACCGGUCUCUUGCCACUUUUUGAUCCUCCAAGGCACGACAGUGGGGAGACAAUCAAGCGCGCUCUUCAUCUUGGAGUCAAUGUUAAGAUGAUUACCGGUGAUCAGUUGUCUAUUGCGAAAGAGACUGGCCGGAGGCUUGGGAUGGGAACGAACAUGUAUCCUUCUUCCUCACUUCUCGGGCAGCACAAGGAUGAAGCGAUUGCAAACCUUCCUGUGGAGGAGUUGAUUGAGAGGGCUGAUGGCUUUGCCGGAGUCUUUCCUGAGCAUAAAUACGAGAUUGUGAAGAAGUUGCAAGAGAGGAAGCAUAUAUGUGGGAUGACAGGAGAUGGAGUGAAUGAUGCCCCGGCUCUGAAGAAGGCAGACAUCGGCAUUGCAGUGGCGGGUGCUACUGAUGUUGCGAGAGGUGCAUCAGACAUAGUAUUGACCGAGCCAGGAUUGAGUGUUAUCGUGAGCGCUGUCCUAACGAGCAGGGCCAUCUUUCAGAGGAUGAAGAACUACACAAUCUACGCAGUUUCCAUUACCAUUCGUAUCGUGCUUGGUUUCAUGAUACUUACACUCAUCUGGAAGUUCGACUUCUCGCCCUUCAUGGUUCUGAUCAUUGCAAUCCUCAACGACGGAACCAUCAUGACCAUCUCCAAGGACAAGGUGAAGCCAUCCCCCAUGCCCGACUCGUGGAAGCUCAGGGAGAUUUUCGCAAGUGGGAUUGUGUUUGGCACUUAUCUUGCUAUGAUGACUGUUGUUUUCUUCUGCAUUGUUCAAGAAUCUACCUUUUUCACAGAUGAAUUUGGUGUGAGGUCAAUCAAAGACCACUACCAUGAACUCAACUCUGCCAUUUACCUUCAAGUGAGCAUUGUGAGUCAGGCUCUCAUCUUUGUGACCCGGUCGAGAAGAUGGUCUUACAUAGAACGUCCCGGCCUUCUGCUUGUGUUUGCUUUCCUAGUAGCUCAGUUGAUUGCAACUCUGAUUGCUGUGUACGCAAACUGGGAGUUUGCAAGGAUCGAGGGCAUCGGGUGGGGUUGGGCGGGAGUGAUCUGGCUAUACAGCCUCAUCAUCUACGUCCCUCUCGACAUAUUCAAAUUCAUCGUUAGAUAUGCUCUAACCACGAAAGCUGGGAAGAACAUGACCGACAACAAGACGGCCUUCACGUCGAAGAAAGAAUACAGGCGGGGAGAGAGAGAAGAGAAAUGGGCAAUGGCUCAACUCACACUCCACGGCCUCAAAGCUCCGGAGAGCUUCAAAGACGAUAGCAACAACCAUACUGAACCAUCAGAUAUGGCUGAUCAGGCCAACAAACAGACAAACGAGUGACUAUAACGCGAGAGACAUAAUUUUUAUUGAGCCCCACACCCUCGUUGAGACCGUGGCACGAUACAGCAGAAGUACACGGUUUAGACAACAAG
Molecule: messenger RNA, 2837 nt
Organism: Salvia splendens (bonfire salvia)
Lineage: Eukaryota; Viridiplantae; Streptophyta; Magnoliopsida; Lamiales; Lamiaceae
Product: plasma membrane ATPase 4
Exons: 12
Coding region: 1-2745 (914 amino acids)
Biological process (GO): proton export across plasma membrane
Cellular component (GO): membrane
Molecular function (GO): ATP hydrolysis activity; ATP binding; P-type proton-exporting transporter activity
Source: RefSeq, a predicted model, not a curated record